GGAGCAUUAGCACCGGACACGUGCACAUGUUGCAUGCAUUUAAGAUACUAUCACACUCAGGAAAAUUGAAAGCAACAAAUAUGAAUAAAACGAGAAUUUGGAAAUUACGCAUCAAAUAUUAAUGCGUCUCAUUCUGGGCUACAAAGAUUAAGAACUUGUUCCUUUGUUCCUAAAUACAACUAGUGUAAUAAAAUGAUUGCUUUUGCUCCAUCGGAUUUCCGUUGGGCGAUUCACGCGCCGGCUGGCCUUCCGUCUUUCUCCGCCGUAGAACCCGCCGCUGCCGUUGGUAGUCCACCGCAGAGGCUGCGGCCACUCUGCAUCAGUAGUAGCGCAGGUGGUAGAACCAGCCCUAAGCCCUCUGUUUGUACGGCCGAUGAGCUUCAUUACGUUCCCCUUCCCAACAAUGAAUGGAAACUCGCCCUAUGGCGCUACUUACCUUCACCACAGCGGAGCCGCAGGAAUCAUCCUCUGUUAUUGUUGUCUGGAGUAGGCACUAAUGCCAUUGGCUAUGAUCUUGCUCCUGGUUCAUCUUUUGCACGAUAUAUGUCUCACCAAGGAUUUGAUACUUGGAUUCUUGAAGUUCGAGGUGCUGGCUUGAGCGCAAAAAUUAGUCAAGAUGAAGGAUUACAAGAUGCAACACAAGUGUCUGCUAUUACAAGCCAACUCACUGAAUUUGGUCAUGGACUUGGAAAUAUUAUUGAGGAAAAUCAACAACCAAUCUCUCAGUUUACUGGUUUGCAAAACCGCUUUUCUAUUACAGUAGAAGAUUUCUUGAAACAGCUUCAUCUGAUUGGGAAGUAUAACUGGGACUUCGAUCAUUACUUGGAAGAAGAUGUGCCUACAGCGAUGGACUACAUAAGGAACCAAUGCAGACCGAAGGAUGGAAAGUUGCUCGCUAUUGGCCAUUCUAUGGGAGGUAUCUUGCUGUAUGCCAUGCUCUCACAAAAUGGUUCCAGAGGAAAGUGCACUGAGUUGGCAUCAGUCAUCACUUUGGGUUCAUCACUGGACUACACUACUUCACGGUCAUCCCUGAAAAUGCUUUUACCCUUAGUAGAUCCUGCAAAGGCUGUGAAUCUUCCAGUUGUUCCACUCGGAGCAUUACUCGCAGCCAUCUAUCCUCUUGCAUCUCGUCCUCCGUAUCUCUUAUCAUGGUUAAAUCCUCAGGUAUCUGCGCAAAAUAUGAUGCAUCCGGAAAUGUUUGAGAGGCUUGUCUUGAAAAACUUUUGUGAAUUGUUGACUUGAUGGAAGGGGAUAACAAGCGCAAGCUCUCCAAAACAAGAUUGGUAUUAUUGUUUGGCGUUACACAAUAACAGCAAUAUCCGACAUGCAAUCAAGUUUUUGUUCACAGUUCAAGCUAAUAUAGAAGCAUUUGCCUGUGAUAGGUGUCGUUAUACGAGAAAUCUUGUUUCACUUUCUUAGAUUUCCACAGUUGUCGAUUAUCAUGGACUGCUAUGUCAUUGCACAACUGAAUCUAACUUUUUACUUCUCCAACCAUUUGGGUGUCAUAACAUAUUUCUACCUGAGGACAUUACCUCAGUUGAACUCAUAGUUUAUAUAUAUAUUUUUUAUUUUUUUUGGUUACUGUGUACUGUACUCCAUUAGAACUAUUAACAAGCUUUAGCUUAAACAAACUCGCAUUUCUUGUAGGUAAAAUGACUUCGUAGUAAUUUUUAUUUCUGAAAUUACUUUAGUUUCUCAAGCAAACUAACUCUCUGUUAAGCAGAUCGCUGUCCAAGCAGUAUAUGAUGUAUAAAUUGACUGUGUUUGUCAUCUGUUGUGUUGCAUCAACCGUCUUUGAGAUCAUUAGACCAUUGCUAACAUGAUACUAUGCACACCUAACAUCUGUCUUAAAUCCUUCAAUAGAUUAGGACUCUGCAUCCUCCAAACUGCCCAGUACCUCCCCUCUGAAAUAAUAAAAUAAGAUAUUAAAAGAUAGAAGAAACUCUGAGAGUACUUUUAUGGCUAUUAUUUAUGGAAUAUCACAUGGUUACAUUU
Messenger RNA from Nicotiana tabacum (common tobacco), 1995 nucleotides. The record is from RefSeq and is a predicted model, not a curated record. NCBI's taxonomy places the organism in Eukaryota, Viridiplantae, Streptophyta, Magnoliopsida, Solanales, Solanaceae.